AUGGCGGACGAUGGCAUGCUCCUUAACUUCAGCUUGGGAGACGGUAUCAUAAACACCCAGCAGAAAUACAAGGGCGGCACAUGGAAGGACCGCCUCUCUGUAAAGAAAAUCGCACUCCACAGACAAAACAAAUCCAAUUCUGAAGAUCGGGAUAAUGCCAGACAGAAGGGUGGGCCAGGGAAUCCAAAUAGAGUUGAAAUAAUAUCCCCUCGGCCAUCGAAACGGCAGAGGGUGGAUGGCGAUUUUAAGCUGUCGAAUCGCACCGGAGGGCAAGUUACUGCUCCUAACACCGGCAGCAGUAAUACAAAACAGAAUCAAGCUCGCAAGAACCAGAAUCAGCCGCGCGAAAUUAUAUCGUCCCUUUUUUCAUUUAACCCCACCCCCACCUCUGCCGUUGAACCACCGAAACCAGAAAGAGAGUCCGAUGAACCCUCCAAGCCAUCCAACGCGCCCCUUAUCGACGGAAUCGACACGUUCACGUCGCUGGGGUUAUCGCCUACACUCGCAGCGCAUCUUAUGACAAAACUAGAGCUCAAAGCUCCAACCGCAGUUCAGAAGAGUGCCAUAUCACAGUUGCUGAAGGAGGAAUGCGAUGCAUUUAUACAGGCGCAGACUGGGUCGGGGAAAACGUUGGCAUAUCUACUUCCCUUGGUUCAGCGACUGAUCAACUUAUCAAAGACCAAUGGCAAAGCUUUUGGGCGGGGUGGUGGGGAGGAGGAUAAUAAUGCUGUACAUAGGGACUCCGGACUUUUUGCUAUUAUCUUGGCUCCUACGAGAGAGUUAUGCAAACAAAUAUCAGUCGUGCUGGAACAGUUACUGCGGUGCGCGCAUUGGAUUGUUGCGGGCACGGUUAUUGGUGGAGAGAAAAAAAAGUCCGAGAAGGCGAGGUUGAGGAAGGGGUUGAAUAUCCUUGUCGCUACGCCUGGCCGGUUGGCGGACCAUUUGGAAAACACGAAGGUGUUGAAUGUGAGUAACGUCAGGUGGCUGGUCCUUGACGAGGGUGAUAGGCUUAUGGAUUUGGGAUUUGAGGAAGAGAUUCAAGGAAUUGUGAAGAAGUUAGAUGAGAGGCAAAAAUCAAAUGGUAUCCUUGGCUUGCCUACCAAGAGAGUUACGAUAUUGUGUUCGGCAACUUUGAAGAUGAAUGUUCAGAGGCUGGGAGAGAUAAGUCUCAAGGACGCUGUACAUGUUCAGGCUGAUCCAGAUGAUGAAAGCAAUGAGGCAACGGCGAAGAAUAACGCUAAUAACUCUGAGUUUUCCGUACCCGCCCAGCUUAAACAGUCUUAUUCUGUGGUAGCUGCAAAACUACGGCUCGUUACUCUGGCAGCAUUAAUGAAACGGACAUUUGCUAGGAAAGGGUCUGUUAUGAAAGCGAUAGUGUUCGUUUCAUGUGCAGACUCUGUGGACUUCCAUUUCGAGGUUUUCUCCAGGCAAGAUUCAGAAAAUAAAAACGAGGGAGAAAAGGAGGGCCUCAUUGUUGCGGAAACCUCAUUUACUACCAAUUUAGCAUCUCAUGUCACGAUUGCCAAAGCAACAGCUUUCUCCAACCCUACUAAUCCAGUUACGAUAUACAGACUCCAUGGUUCUCUUCCCCAACAUGUCAGAACCUCAACUCUCACAUCAUUUGCCCGCCAAAGCGAAGCGGCCGUGCUCAUAUGCACCGAUGUCGCAGCUCGUGGCCUUGACCUUCCAAAUGUCGAUUUUGUUAUCGAAUAUGAUCCCGCCUUUAGUGCAGACGAUCACCUCCACCGUAUUGGCAGAACUGCACGACUCGGACGAGAUGGUCGCGCUCUUAUAUUCCUGCUUCCCGGCAACGAAGAAAAAUACGUCGAAAUUUUGAAAAGUGGCUAUCGGGAUGGUGGCGCUAACAUUUGCCGUACCGACGCUAACGAGACAUUGAAACGUGGCUUUGGAGGAAAUACCGAAAUGGCGAGCAAGGGUUGGGAAGCGAAGGCAACCGAAUGGCAGCUUGACAUCGAGCGCUGGGCACUUGAGAAUCCUGCCAUUCUCGAGAUGGCCAGACGAGCAUAUCAGUCUCAUAUCCGAGCUUAUGCCACGCACAUUGCGGGUGAACGAGAUAUGUUUAACAUCAAGGAUCUGCAUUUAGGCCACUUAGCAAAGAGCUUUGCGCUACGUGACAGACCCGCUAAGAUCAAUGUUCCUGGUCUUCGACCGGGUAUAGAUGAUACGAAGAAGGAAUUCAAGGCCGAUAGAAAACACACUAGAGAUGGUGCCCAAGAUGAUAGCAGCGCAGUCAUCUCUGAUGGAGCGCGUAAAAUGCGGGCAAAGUUGAAGGAGCAUAUGGUGGGCGCUAGUGAAUUUAAUAUUGCGUAA
This is a messenger RNA of Paracoccidioides brasiliensis Pb18, 2331 nucleotides long. RefSeq names its product ATP-dependent RNA helicase DBP7. Bases 1 to 2331 code for a protein of 776 amino acids. Gene Ontology annotation, cellular component: nucleus. The transcript has a single exon. Gene Ontology annotation, biological process: ribosome biogenesis. The record is from RefSeq and is a predicted model, not a curated record. Gene Ontology annotation, molecular function: ATP binding; nucleic acid binding.